Cryptosporidium ubiquitum is the source of this 1974-nucleotide messenger RNA. RefSeq lists its product as uncharacterized. The record is from RefSeq and is a predicted model, not a curated record. Bases 1 to 1974 code for a protein of 657 amino acids. The transcript has a single exon. Lineage: Eukaryota; Apicomplexa; Conoidasida; Eucoccidiorida; Cryptosporidiidae.
AUGAAAUUCUUCAAAUGUUCAAAAAGACAGAAGAGAGUGGUAUUCAUGAUAAUUAUAUUACUGAUUUCGUACUACAUAUUUAUUGGUAGUUAUGCUAGUAAUAAAAAUAACAGUUCCAAAUAUGUAGGGAGAGAUAAACAAACUUACGGCGAAUACUUUUUACGAUAUUUUGGGAGUAAUUGGCAGGAAAAGCCCAGACUGGCCUCCAGAUUAACAAAUUUGUUUUCAAAGAUCAAACUAGUGAACAUUAAAAAGCUUUUGAAUUGGGGAGAUCUUUCUCCAGUGAAUGAUGAAUUAUAUACAAAAAAGGACAAGAACUGCAAAUACCUUUUUAUGCUUCUAAACCCAUGGGAUCUUCCGAAUGAAUGCAUUUCAGAAGAAUCUGAUGAACAAAAGUUCAAUAAUGAUUCGCCAUCUAUUAUUAUUUUAGAACACGAUCCGGACGAUAACCCGUGGAGACAUGAACUUUACAAACAAUUUUUGGAGAAAAUAAGUGGUAUGAAAGCUUUUGAAGAUCAUAUAUCUUUGGCAAGACUUGGAGAAGGCUUAGGAGCUGAAUUGGCAGGUUUUUUUAAAGUGAAAAAUUUUCCAAAAGAAGCGGGGGAGGACUAUCUAAGUAGAUUAUUAGAUAUAUCACUAGACUUGGAGUUUAGUGACAAUGAUUGUAAAAGGAAUGUCAAUAUUAGGAAGCUUUGGGAAUUCGGUCGUUUAUAUAGUAGAUUCGAAAAAAAUGGUAAUUCUUCAGUUACUGGAGGUUCUAAAUAUUACAGAGAGUUUUUGGCUUUUGUUUACUAUAAGUGUAUUUAUGGUAUAGAAAGUUCCAGUAGUGCCUAUAUAACUGGAAAUAUAAAAGAAGGUGCACAAAGUCAGUAUCUCUUGAAUCAUACCGAAGUUGGGAAUGAAACUGUUGUAAAUCAAGAGGACUCAUUUUUUGAGAUAAUUGCUUGCUAUCAGUUAAUCCCUACCUUGGGGGUUGAAGAUAAUGAACUGGUUUCUCUUGGAAAUUUGUGUGAAUGGGAAUUUGAAAGGAAAGAUUUUUACGUUCAAAAUGAGAUUGACCAGGAAAAAAUACGGUUAAUAAGACAACAUAUAAACCAAAUCAAUGAGAUUUAUUCAAAGUUAGAUAUAAUUCAACUAAAUUACAAAUAUGAGCAAAAUCUAGCUAAUACAGAUGAAUUGGAAGACUUAAAAACAAGUUAUUUUAACCAAUUAAUACUUAUAAUCAAGAAAAUCAGCAAGCAAGUCAUGAUUCAGUAUACCUAUAUAUAUGAUGAAAUCGGAAGCUUAGUUGAUUCCUCCCGAAAAAUUGAUAAAAAUAAUGAAACUAAAACUCCAAGUGACCCGGGUAACUAUUCUAUUGCAACAACUACUGUUCUCAACAGUAUUUCUGACCAAAAUAAACAAAACUCAGAUUCCCUAGACUGGAAACAACUUAUGUCCAGCAUAAUUGAGAAUACACAAAACAUUUUAGUAAGGGAACACAUCAACACAAUGCUAAUCAACUUUCUGUUUGACGCAAUUAUAAGAAUGCUAAGUCCCUGGAUAAGUUUAUUUUACCAAGCAAGCUUCAUCAUCAAUUCUUAUCUAAGUAUCAUAUCUUUUCUACUGGUUAUAGUAGCAAUUCUGGUUUGCUUCAAUACAAUUCCGUGCUUCAGAAGCGAAAAAGAUGAGGAAAAAUCACAAAAAUUAUGGGCAAAAGUUUUAAGAAUCUACAAAGCUAGUGUAAUGGUAUUAUUAUUGAAUACAAUUUUCAUUUUGGGCGGGCUGCUCAGGUAUUUAUAUUUACCAAAUGAAAUUGAGCUUCUAAAUGCAAAUAUAACAAUAAUAAAAGCAGUUAAUAAAGUGUUAAACAUAAUAUUGUGCCCAUGUGUGGUAAAUAUAAUAACAUCAUUUUCUACAGUUUUUUCAAUAUUUCAAUGGCAAUUAAUAUGGAUUAGUAGAAAACUCUCGUUUUCGAGCUUAAUUAAUUUAUAA